AUGUCAGUCAGACGUCUUCCUCCUCUUUCUCUGAUCUUUCUGCUCACGAUCGACGGAACUGUUCAGUGGCUCCCAUCUGAUUGGGUUGUGACCUACACCCCACCAAAUGUCUGCGCUUUAAAUGGAUCCAUGGUGUUUUUGAACUGCUCUUAUAAAUACCCUUCAGGUCUUAGGGUGACAAGGAUGUUGUGGUAUCUUACCACAGAGUCGACAGAGCUGCCCAAUGAACCAGGUUACUCGGGUCGAGUGCAGUAUUUUUCAGUUCAGGGUCAGGAUAAACACGCCGUUAGAAUAAGCGACGUGAGGAAGACCGAUGAACGUGUGUAUUACUUCAGAUUCGUAACGAACAACUCAAAAGGAAAAUAUACGGGUCCAUCUGGAGUUACACUCAAUGUUAUAGUCCUUCAGGUGGUCGCUCUUCAAGAAGUGAUGGAGGGACAACUGGCUAAUCUGACGUGCAGCACCACCUGCGGUCUGACCGACCCACCGACGUUCGUCUGGUUCAGAAACGGACUCAACCUGACCACGAACUCCACCAACAGCAGCCUUCUCCUGAAUCCGGUCAGCAGCGCCGACGCAGGCAAUUACAGCUGUGCCGUGAAGGGAUACGAACAGCUCCGCUCUCCUGAUCAAACCCUCACCGUCAGAUACCCUACAAAGAACGUCUCGGCGUCCAUCAGUCCCUCGGGUGACAUACUGGAAGGCAGUAUGGUGAAUCUGACCUGCAGCAGUGAUGGAUACCCAGCUGUGCAGAACUACACCUGGUUGAAGGGGAACACUACCUUACAGCAGGGCAGAACCUACACCAUCAACACCACCAGGUUGGAAGACAGCGGGGUUUAUUACUGCAAGUCCAGCAAUGCUCUCGGGGAGAAGAUCUCACCUGGUGUAUCUCUCAACGUUUUGUCUCCUCCAAGGAACGUCUCAGCGACCAUCAGUCCUUCUGGUGGAAUACUGGAGGGCAGUUCAGUGACGCUGACCUGCAAUGUUGAUGCCAACCCACCGGAGGUGAACUACACCUGGUUCAAGGGUGAAACUUUGGUAUAUAAAGGACAGACCUACAGCUUCUCCAGCAUCAACUCCAAGGACAGUGGAGACUAUAAGUGCCAGUACAGUAAUAAGUAUGGAGAUGGAAACUCCACCACCGUAACUCUUAAUGUUCUGUGUAAAUCCCCCAAUUAACGUCUGUCCAUCAGUCCUUCUGGUGGAAUAGUUGAGGGCAGUUCGGUGAAUCUGACCUGCAGUGGUGAUGCCAACCCACCAGUGGAGAACUACACCUGGUUCAAGGGCGAAACUUUGGUAUAUAAAGGACAGACUUACAGCUUCUCCAGCAUCAACUCCAAGGACAGUGGAGACUAUAAGUGCCAGUGCAGUAACAAGUAUGGAGAUGGAAACUCCACUGGUGUAAAUCCUAAUGUUCUGUAUCCCCCAAGGAACUUCUACGUGUCCAUCAGUCCUUCUAGUGAAAUACUGGAGACCGGUUCUGUGACUCUGACUUGCAACAGCGAUGCUAACCCGCCCGUGGACAACUACGCCUGGUAUAAAAGAGAGACCUUGAUAGCGACGGGACAGACGUACGACAUUCCCGACGUCUGCUCUGAGAACAGUGGAAAGUACAAGUGCACGUUCAGUAAUGAAUAUGGAAGCGGAAGCUCCAUCACGACUCUUGACGUCCUGUAUGCCCCCAGGAACGUCUACGUAAGCAUCAGCGAAUCGAAGACUCUGACUUGCAACGUCGACGCUAACCCACCCGCUGGGAACUACACCUGGUUUAUAGAAGGUGAAACGUCACCUGUAGGAUAUGAAAAGGUUUACGUGGCUUCACAAAGCGGAUCCUACUACUGCCGAGCUCAGAAUGUACUCAACGAUUCCGUUUCAGCCGUCCAGCAGGUCACGGUCGAAGGGACCUUGAAUGAGAGAGUUCUCCCGAUCGUGGCUGUAUGUCUGGUUUGUGUUUUGAUCGCCGCCUACUUGAAACAACGGUAA
Trichomycterus rosablanca is the source of this 1986-nucleotide messenger RNA. RefSeq names its product B-cell receptor CD22-like. Lineage: Eukaryota; Metazoa; Chordata; Actinopteri; Siluriformes; Trichomycteridae. The transcript has 9 exons. The record is from RefSeq and is a predicted model, not a curated record.